AUGGCGCUUGCCUCAUCGGCCGAAGCCCACUUGUUUUUGAUCAACACCCUGACUUAUUCGACAUCCCUCAACACAUCGUUUGCGGAGUGCAUAUACGAGGCGGUAGGCGGUGGCGUUGAAUACAUGUCACUGACAAUCAAGGAGAGGCCUCGUAACCCGAGUGGCAAUCAAUGGAAAGCAAAGAGGGCUCGGGCGGCACCGGCCAUGUGUACAAAGGCUUGGCUCAAGGGAAGAGGGCGGUCAGGGCCGGCUGGCUCUGCGAUUACCCGCUUGCAAUCUCCGCUGCCCACAUAG
Pyricularia grisea is the source of this 294-nucleotide messenger RNA. RefSeq lists its product as uncharacterized. The record is from RefSeq and is a predicted model, not a curated record. The transcript has 3 exons. The coding region runs from base 1 to 294 and encodes 97 amino acids. Lineage: Eukaryota; Fungi; Ascomycota; Sordariomycetes; Magnaporthales; Pyriculariaceae.